GCAGCAGCAGCAGCAGCCGCCGCCGCCGCCGCCGCCCGCUCCCGCCCGCGCGCGGCGGGAUGGACGAUCAAUCCAGGAUGUUGCAGACUCUGGCCGGGGUGAACCUGGCCGGCCACUCGGUGCAGGGGGGCAUGGCCUUGCCGCCUCCCCCCCAUGGCCACGAAGGGGCGGACGGCGAUGGCAGGAAGCAGGACAUCGGCGACAUCCUUCACCAGAUCAUGACUAUCACCGACCAGAGCCUGGACGAGGCACAAGCAAAAAAACAUGCACUGAAUUGUCAUAGAAUGAAACCUGCUCUCUUCAGUGUCCUGUGUGAAAUAAAAGAGAAAACAGGUCUCAGCAUCAGAGGAGCCCAGGAGGAGGACCCCCCAGAUCCCCAGCUAAUGAGACUGGACAAUAUGCUGUUGGCAGAAGGGGUUUCAGGUCCUGAGAAAGGUGGGGGAUCGGCAGCAGCAGCUGCAGCCGCGGCCGCCUCUGGAGGUUCUUCAGAUAACUCUAUUGAACACUCAGAUUACAGAGCCAAAUUGACCCAGAUCAGACAAAUCUAUCACACAGAACUGGAGAAAUAUGAACAGGCAUGUAAUGAAUUCACUACACAUGUAAUGAACCUUCUCCGAGAGCAGAGUCGAACACGUCCCAUUUCUCCAAAAGAGAUUGAGAGGAUGGUGGGCAUAAUCCAUCGGAAAUUCAGUUCAAUUCAGAUGCAGCUCAAACAAAGUACUUGUGAAGCAGUCAUGAUUUUAAGAUCAAGGUUCCUCGAUGCCAGACGAAAAAGACGUAAUUUCAGCAAACAGGCAACAGAAAUCUUGAAUGAAUAUUUUUAUUCACACCUCAGCAAUCCCUACCCCAGUGAAGAAGCCAAAGAAGAGCUGGCAAAGAAAUGCAGCAUUACAGUGUCACAGGUAUCCAACUGGUUUGGCAACAAGAGAAUCAGGUACAAGAAGAAUAUAGGGAAGUUUCAGGAAGAAGCCAAUCUCUAUGCUGCAAAAACAGCGGUGACGGCUGCACAUGCUGUAGCUGCAGCAGUCCAGAAUAAUCAGACGAAUUCACCCACUACACCAAAUUCUGGUUCUUCUGGUUCUUUUAACCUCCCAAAUUCUGGGGACAUGUUCAUGAACAUGCAGAGUCUGAAUGGGGAUUCUUACCAAGGGUCCCAAGUCGGAGCCAAUGUGCAAUCACAGGUGGAUACCCUCCGUCAUGUUAUCAAUCAGACGGGAGGCUACAGUGAUGGCCUGGGAGGAAAUUCACUGUAUAGUCCACAUAAUUUAAAUGCUAAUGGAGGCUGGCAAGACGCAACAACUCCAUCUUCUGUGACUUCCCCUACUGAAGGCCCAGGAAGUGUGCACUCUGAUACCUCUAACUAAUCUCCUAGCAACACUUUUUCCCUGAGCUGAUCUGCUUUGAUAAGUGCAUUCAGAGCAAUAGGAGGAAAAGAAAUGAGUUGUUUUUUUGUUUUUGUUUUUGGUAGCCCACCAUCUACAGCUUUACUGUAAAACCUUGUCUUAUUAGAGAACUUGGGAAACAUGUUUUUUAAGGAUUCAUAAUCAUUUGUAUUUAUACUUAAAAAUACACAAUAUUAAAAAGCACUUUAUCCAAUUAGGCCAAGACUUAGCAUUGUUGACAGCCCCAUAGCUAUUUUAUUCUAAUUUAUUAUCAAUUGUUUUCACAUGAAUGGUUUCACAGUUGCCAAUUACUUGACCUUAAGGGUAAAAAUUCAAUAUAAGUUUAACCUCAAUAGUGGGAGCAGACACAGAGAUACAUACACCUCACUGAAAUUUACCUUCGGGCAUAUUCCCAUCAGAAAACCGAACUGAAUCACAGAGUUCCACCAUAUUUCAUCUUUUCAUAUCUCUUAGAAAGCUGGAAUAAAGAGCUUGUUCGGUUAUUGCAGUGAACGAUGGUCGUGUUUCAGAAUUUUUCCUCGUCACAUUUUUGUUGUGAUCUCUUCCUUUAUCAUUUGAUCAGAGACUGGUAGCAUCUUUUCUCUCUCUGAAAGCAUCAGUGCCCAGAGUCUACUCUGUAAUUUAAUCAUGGAUGUAGAUUGUUCUAAGAGGUUGCUGCUUAGUUUGGUGAACGCUAAGAUCUGGGGGUUUUACAGUAUGAGCCGGGCGCUGCACACUGACUUGUCAAGAUUUGCUACUUCCUCUUGGCAACAAAAAGGCACCGUUAUAUGGAGUGUUGUAUAUAGUGUAGCAAAAGAGUAUUUAUACAUCUCACCAAUCAAAACACAGCUUUAUUACCUCAUGCGAACUCAUACAAACCAAUAGAAUUUCAACAUGUUCUGUAGCUUAGAGUGCUCACUUACUACCUCUGAACAAUACUCACGCUGUAGUUUGUCUUUCUUAUCUUUUUGCAUCUUGUAAUUAACUCUUUGUUUCCCUUCAUGAAAUGUACAUUGUAAUCUUUUAAAACACACACACACACACACACACACACACACACACGCACGCACACAUACCCCAAAACAAAAAAACAAAAUUGGGGUUGCAUUUGCAACUUUAAAAAAAAAUCCCUAAAGUGGAAACAUUGGGUCUUAAUUUAACAUGGAAUCAGUGAAACUGUUGUAAAUACUGAGAAACAUUUUGAAUGUUCUUCAUCUUGUUGCUAAUCCACGCAAAAAAAAAAAAUUGUGAUGCAUACAGAUUUCAGUAUUCAGUACUGUAUAUUUCACCCUGUGUAACGGGGCCCCCUAUCCUUUUUUCUCUUUUGUAUUGUAUGCGAUUCUGAACCUGAUUGAGUCAUGGAAAUAAUUUGUGGCAGUGAUUCUAAUGUAUUAAAAAACGUUUCGUGUUACUUUCUAACUGGAUUACACCCUGGAUUGAAAAAGUCUUCCUUGUGGUAGUUAUAUGUAGUUUCAAACAUGAAUAAACUUUUUGCUUUCAUGAA
This is a messenger RNA of Sarcophilus harrisii (Tasmanian devil), 2886 nucleotides long. It is a transcript of the gene PBX3, whose product is annotated as PBX homeobox 3. Gene Ontology annotation, biological process: embryonic organ development; brain development; regulation of transcription by RNA polymerase II. The record is from RefSeq and is a predicted model, not a curated record. Gene Ontology annotation, molecular function: DNA-binding transcription factor activity, RNA polymerase II-specific; RNA polymerase II cis-regulatory region sequence-specific DNA binding. The coding region runs from base 60 to 1364 and encodes 434 amino acids. The transcript is spliced from 9 exons. Gene Ontology annotation, cellular component: nucleus. Lineage: Eukaryota; Metazoa; Chordata; Mammalia; Dasyuromorphia; Dasyuridae.